This is a messenger RNA of Oncorhynchus nerka (sockeye salmon), 7204 nucleotides long. It is a transcript of the gene exd1, whose product is annotated as exonuclease 3'-5' domain containing 1. The record is from RefSeq and is a predicted model, not a curated record. The transcript has 13 exons. Gene Ontology annotation, biological process: piRNA processing. Gene Ontology annotation, molecular function: nucleic acid binding; 3'-5' exonuclease activity. The coding region runs from base 216 to 1919 and encodes 567 amino acids. Gene Ontology annotation, cellular component: PET complex. NCBI's taxonomy places the organism in Eukaryota, Metazoa, Chordata, Actinopteri, Salmoniformes, Salmonidae.
CUACCCAUCUCUAUGCGACUGUAUGGCCUGACCCCUCACACGCUCCACCCCCUGGCCGUCAUCAAUCACGUUCACGUAGUUGAUUCCUCGCACCUGCUUUGGUCAAGGCACAUGUUGGUUAAAAAAAUAGUAUCGACAGAGAUUGAUUCGCUGUCAUUAGCUUUAACUUUGCUUGAUACAUUGGACAACAAGCAUAGCAAUUGUUGUUUAGAAAGAUGACCAUGGACGACUUUCAAUUCAUGGAUAGCUUCAAGAGAAAGCGCAUCAAAUUGACCCUCAAGACUGCGACUUUCCUUGGAAUUGUUCAGCGGAUAAACGCCAAUAAAACUGUGAUUUUAGAGGACGUUGUGGAUGUCAAGAAUGGAAGGAAAUUCCCUGGAGUGAAACUAUUCUUUGGACAUGAAAUUCUCAAUGUGGAAUUCCCAAAUGUAACAAAGUCUGAACGAGAUAACACCAGUGACUACAGACCUGAAGGUCACCUGACAGUGGCAGAGUUCCAGCCUUACAGGAAGGGUCUCAUACUGAAUGACGAUGAUGAGAGCCAUGUCAACUUUGUCGUCAUUGAUGAGUUCCAUGAGAAGUUUGGUCCUGCUAUGAUGCACAUCCGGAAGCAGCAGGUGAUCGGUAUAGGAGCUGACGGGGUCGGGACGUUCCAGCACGAGAGACUCUGUUGGCUGCAGAUUGCCACUAAGAACAAGGUGUACCUCUUUGACAUCCUGUUGCUUGGAGCCCGGGCCUUCAAAAACGGCCUGUCCAUGAUCCUAGAAAAUAACCACAUAUUAAAGGUCACUCAUGACUGCCGGAGCCUCGCCGGAUGUUUGAUGGCUCAGUUUGGAGUAAAUCUCACCAACGUCUUUGACACUCAGGUGGCAGAUAUCCUGUGCUUCUACACAGAGACUGGUGGCUUCCUGCCAGACAGGGUCAGUACCCUACCGAAGGUGGUGAGCCUACAUUUGAAGAUGUCCUCGUCACAACUCUCCUCUCUCAACAUCAAGUCUCUGCUCACCAAGGAGGACAAAGAGGUGUGGUACGUGCGUCCCUGCCCUUUGUCCCUGCUGAAGGUCAUGGCCCUGUCGGUGAUCCACCUGCAGCCUCUGAGACUGGUGCUGCUGGAUGCCCUCAUGGCUGACUACACAGGCCUGGUGGACUCCUACCUCAGCGGCAGCCGAGAGGAACCUGUUCACAUGCAUAACAUCGGCUCGAGCAGUGUUCUGGAGCUGCCCAGGGAGCUGCGGGAGUUGGAGCACACGCGUCAGAAGCGCCAGAAGUGGGCCGUCGACCGCUACCCUGUCACUGAGCAGGGCCUGCUGGAGCGCUCCAACCCCAGACCCCUAACCCCAUCACAGAAUGGGCAGGGCCAGGACACAGCCACCCAAAGACAACCAGACCCUCCUGUCCCCACAGCAGUGGUGCCUGUAGUCCCAGCACCAGGGCAGGGCCCAGCAGAGACACCCUGUCCCAGCAAUACCCUGGGGGCCUCUGACCUCCAUGCUAUGACCAGUGCCCUGACACAAGAGGCCCAGCAGAGCUACAGGAAACAGCCGUCUGGAGGAGUCAGCCCAGUGGCUAAAUCAGGAGCACCAGGACUCUUGGAGAUAGUGAUGGACACAAUGGCAGGCAGAGGGAGGUCCCUGUUGAAAGACCCAACACCACCCAUUCUCCCUGUGUUCCCCUCGAUGGGAAGAGGCCUGGCUCUCCCGAUACCAGCAGCCCAGGUCCCCAAGGAGAGCCCCGGAGCCCUGAAGACCCAGGCCCCAGUGGGGAGGGUGGAGGUGCCUGUCCCCCCAGGCCCAAGACCCAGCCCAGUACAGCCAUCUGAAAACAUUCCUGGUGCAGGGAGAGGCCUCAUUCAGAAACCCCAAUGUCUCACCUCUCCUCUCAGUCUCUCCUUCAGUUCAUUUAGAAAGAGCCACCUAUGAUUGGGAUUGUUUGGUUCAAAAUUACUUGUACAUUUUUAUUCUACAAAGACCACUAGGUGGCGGUAAAUUGUCAAUUGUUUGCAAUAUAAAUUGCACCAAUGUUGGUUGUUUUAGUUAACUGCUUUUCUAUUUCAAUCACAUAAUUGGAUGAGUGAUAUUUAGUUGUGUCCAUGGUAUCUGGUUAACCUGUACAUUUGUUUAUUUAAGCUUCUAUUUUUAAGUUGACUUAAAUUGCUGUUCAUCACUUGUUCCUUUACAAAAUUAAUUUAACACCAGUUCAAUACUCUGAUUUAUUCUCACUCUCUUUCUGGCCUGAUUUGCGUGAGUAAUGGUACAUCCUGAAUCUGUUAAGUGCAGUCAUUUCACUUGGUAAUGAGCCCCUCGGCGUACAGGGAAUAUUCUGCCAGGCUACAGCCUGAUUAUGUUCAACUAAUUCCUUUGAUAACAAUACAGAACAUAGUGUAUUAAUUCAUACCAGCCCACACCUGGAUGAUCUGUGCAGCACCAGCAGAAUUAUAGUUCAGCCAAAUGAAGCACAUCAAGUUCAAAUAUUGUAUACAAGAAAAACCUUUUUAUGAUUCAUUAAUUUCAAAAUGUUUCUUCUCAAAGUCCAAUAGUCAGUUGUGUAAAACAAAUGCUAACACAGAAUAAAGUACGCAAUAUAGCUUAGGAUGAUCAAUUUACUAAAUUUGGCUUCAUGGUUGCUGUUAAUUGAGGUGGAACGCAGGAAAGCAUUGAUAGAUGUGCUGUUAAUGAAAGAAAAACAUUGUUUCUGGAAGGUUGCUUUGAUUACAGAUGACUGCAAAACCAUUAGAGCUGGCACAGAAUGAAUGCAGGAUGUUGACAUGAAAUUGAUAUUGCCUGUCUGCAGCACUAAUCACUCAAGAAGUUCAGAUGCUGACGAUCAUAAGUACCCAACACCUGCCUAUGUUUUACAUAGGAAAACAAAGCCAUGUCUUUAUUAAUUUAUGGGCUUCCUGAAUUAGGAUCCUGCAAUGCAGAUAUUACACACGUGUUCCACAAAGAGCCACUUUGAUUUGAUUUUCAGAGGUGCAGUUUGGGAUCAACAGGAUAUUAAGACAAAAACAAUGUGUUUAAACCGCAGCAGGGCGUGCAGUACAAAUGGGGCCCACAUUAAUCACGUCUUAUUGCCAUGGUUAUCUACGUAUAGCAGCUUGGGAUCAUGCCAGGUACCCUCAUUGAAGGCAUGAAACAGAUAAAGUAGUAUUUAAUUAACUAGGAGGGAGCAGAGCACAAAGACCCAUCUCUCUUAGCAACUGGCUCCUCCUCAGCUUCUGUUAGGGACUGGAUCGAUAGUAGUGAAUGGCGGGCAGAUUGAGAGUUGCAUAUCGGGAUAUUAUUUUUGACUAUAUAUCGUAUAGUUCUGACUAUCGCAAUAGUUUGGUACAGGUACAGCCUGCACCAAAAUGGCAUAGCUUGUUUUCCAUUUACUUUAAAAAAAAAUAGGAAGCCAGUUUUCAGCAAAUUCCAUGACUGAUCAAAACUUUUUUUUCAUGGCUCUCUUGUCCCUCUGCAGCAGACUUAUGGUGAGAUCAUGGAUUAUUCUGUACUUCAUCUCCUAGCCUCCUAGGCCUUUUGAGCUUCUUUUAGAUUUCAAAUUGAAACCGUCAUCUUGUUUCCAGUAAUGUGACUGAAAAUAGAAUUCCAAUCAAUUUAGCCUUGAGACAUUGACUAGUGGCUGUAAGAGCCCUUCUGCAUUAAGGUUUUCACAAGGUUCUCUUCACUGUUGGGCUGUAUCAGUCAGUACAUAUGAAGUGUACUGUGUAUGGUUGGCAGAAAUCACAUGGCCCAAUCCAUUGUUUGCCAUACUCUUCCAGUUCCUGGAACUGUGCAGGACCAGUCUGUCAUUGCCUUUGGUCAUAAAACAGUCAACGUUCCCAUUGUUUAUCCAUCGUUUUCUUUACUAUAUGAUGAAGGGGAUGUCGAUUUUUCAGAGUCUGACUAAACACUCUGGUUCUAGUUGUUCAGGAGGCUGUAUCUCCCCAGUCUCUGUGUUUUGCUGAUGUGAAGAAAGGGGUGCAGGAAGAGGGAGGUCUACCACAGGGCUGUAGACAGCUAGGACCGGUCAUUGACGGGUAGAGAGGGACCCUUAUUUUAGAGGACACUGCAUUUCCUGUCUGUCACAAUAAUGCAUUAUGAGCUCCACUUCCUGUUUCUCAGGCCUGAGAGGAAGGAACAGGGCGCUUGUCACACGAUAUUCAUGGCUUCCUACCAGAAGGACAGUCGACUACACCUUGAACAUCGCAGCAGGAUGUGCAUGGUUAUUUUUAGUGUCGGAAAGGUAGGACACAGACAAACACAAUCUUCAGAAAUUCCAGCUGUGUUCGUUCAUUGGUUACUAGAAACUUGUUUCCAUGUUGUGGCUCUUCCCCGGAGGAACGUGGAGGUCUACUGUUUGCUCAUGGUGUCUACAUGUGCGUCAGAUGCAAUUCCUUCCACAGUUAAAUAAACAACAAUACAAUUAAUAAACUCCUUCAUUCAGUUACUGGAUGCUUUAUCUGUACUAUAAACUUAAUACCCAACCUUCAAAACCGCUCAUCUUAAUUACAUGGGAAUUGAUUAUAUAUUCAACAGGAACAAUCUCACCAUUCUAUCUAUACUUGGGGGACUAUUAUUGGUAUACAAUAUUUCCAUAAAACCACAUCCACUACAGACUAGAGGUUGACAGAUUAAAUUGGAAUGGCUGAUUAAUUAGGGCCGAUUUCAAGUUUUCAUAAUCGGAAAUCGGUAUUUUUGGAUGCCGAUUUGCAGUUUUUUUCCCUUUUCUUUCCUCCACACCUUUUUAUUUAACUAGGCAAGUCAGUUAAGAACAAAUUCUUAUUUUCCAUGACGGCCUAGGAACAGUGGGUUAACUGCCUUGUUCAGGGGCAGAACCACAGAUGUUUACCUUGUCAGCUCAGGGAUUCAAUCUUGCAAGUUUACGGUUAACUAGUCCAAUGCUCGAAUCACCUGCCUCACAAGGAGCCUGCCUGUUACGCGAAUGAAGUAAGAAGCCUAGGUCUUGAUCAUCAGGCCUGGGUGGUUGUGGCUCCACAAGUGAACACUUCUCUGCCGUUAGGUGUGAUGACUGGCAUAAGGUGUCAGCGAGAGCUUUGCUGUUGGCAGCCAUCAUCUCUCCCCUGGGUGUCUGUGGUUUUGCCUGAGUAGCAGAGUCAGUCAGAGGGAGGCAGCAGGCUGGAGACUAAGCUGUCUGGGGCCUUUGGCGGACUCUCUCUCCACCAGAAGCCUGUGCCAUAUUGUGACCUUCAGCCAGAGCAGACUGAAUCAUCGACAGUGGGAACAGAUUGAGUGAGCAGAUGAGCCGUGUGUAGCCGGGCAGAGGGCAGGCCUGCGGAAUAGUACUCAAAUACCCCUGUGCCAAUCUGUACAACUGGCAUCAAAUGGACUGUUUCGCACCCAGGCCUUUAACCCCCUAAGGUUGAUGUCUGCGCCCCCAUGAAAAUCUAAUUAGUAUUAUACAAAAAAUCACAAUAAAAAUCUGUCAGUUUAAGCUAGAGAUAUGUUUUGUUGCAUUGGAUGUGUCUCAAUCCACCAUAUCCGCCUAUGUCGCACUUCCGCAUCUCCAGUGAAAGAUAACAGAUCUAGUGGUGUUUGUCAGUCCAUGAGACAUCACCACAAAUCUGUCUUCUCACAAAACCGUCUAUAGCAUCUGAACGCUUUGACCUACAAACAUGGUGUUCUCCGUUUUGCUCCACAAAUCUGCCAACUUCUGUCUGUAGCGUCCGAACAGUUUGGGCUACACACUAAAAUGACCCCUCUCUGCAAAGGUGAGACUCUCACAAACAUUUGCUCUAGGACGCCCACAGGCCUCACAAGACUCAACUGAAACACCUGUCCCCCGGGAACAAUUGAAAAUAUGAAUGGAAGUACAGUACCAAUCAAAAGUUUGGACCUACCUACUCAUUCUAGGGUUUUUCUUUAUUUUUACUAUUUUCUACAUUGAAGAAUAAUAGUGAAGACAUCAGACUAUGAUAUGACACGUAUGGAAUCAUGUAGUAACCAAAAAAAGUGUUAAAUCAAAAUAUUUUAUAUUUGUGAUUCUUCAAAGUAGCUACCCUUUGCCUUGACAGCUUUUGGCACAAUUGGCACUCUCUCAACCAGCUUCAUGAGGUAGUCACCUGGAAUGUAUUUCAAUUAACAGGUGUGCCUUUGAAGAAUCUAAAAUAUUAAAUAUAUUUUGAUUUGUUUAACACUUUUUUGGUUACUACAUGAUUCGAUAUGUUUUAUUUAAUAGUUUGUCUUCACUAUUAUUCUACAAUGUAGAACAUAGUUAAAAUGAGGAAAAACCCUUGAAUGAGUAAGUGUGUCCAAACUUUUGACUGUUACUGUAUAUAUCAGGGGUUGGCAACUCCAGUCUUCGAGGGCCUGAUUGGUGUCACACUUUUUCUCCAUCCCUAGCAAACACAGCUGAUUAAUCCAAUUGCAUUCUAAACUGAAGAUCAUGAUUAGGUGAUUAUUGGAGUCAGGUGUGUUAACUGGGGCUGGGGCAAAACUGACACCAAUCAGGCCCUGGAGGACUGGAUUUGCCCUCCCCUGGCAUAUAUGAAGACUGUUUAAUGCCAAAAAUAUGGGUUUAUUUCAUAUAUAGGAGAGACACUUCAGAAUAUACUUCUAUUUUAUUUGUUUUUGGGACUGUUGUUCAAUGUAGUGAAUCUGUUAUUCAAUAUGUAAUAGCAGUAAGACCCCCAAAAAUGUUUCAUCAAUGUUUUUUUGAUACUUCAAGGGGUCUUAAAAUUCUAAAUGAAAUCGCUAAAUGAUCCUUGGUAUGACAAUGGCCAUGUUCUGUUAUAAUCUCCACCCGGCACAACCAGAAGAGGACUGGCCACCCCUCAUAGCCUGGUUCCUCUCUAGGUUCUGGCCUUUCUAGGGAGUUUUUCCUAGCCACCGUGCUUCUACACCUGCAUUGCUUGCUGUUUGGGGUUUUAGGCUGGGUUUAUGUACAGCACUUUGACAUCAGCUGAUGUAAGACAGGCUUUAUAAAUACAUUUGAUUGAUUGGUUAUGACCUUCUUAAAAUUCCAUAUAGCUUAGUAACCCCCCAACCCAAUUGAACACUUAUGGGAGAUUCUGGAGCGGUGCUUGAGACAGCGUUCUCUGCCACCAUCAACAAAACAACAAAUGAUGGAAUUUCUCGUGGAAGAAUGGUGUUGCUUGCAUCCCUCCAAUAGAGUUCCAGACACUUGUAGAUUCUAUACCAAGACGCAUGGAAGCUGUUCUGAUGGCUUGUGGUGACCCAGCGUGGUAUAAAGACAUUUUAUCACUUUA